AACGCCACACUUUCUCUCACUUUCUCGUCGACCUUUCUACUUUCUAGUUAUCUCUUAGCUUUCUGCUUUUCUGUUUCUUGCUAACCAAACAGAAAAUAAGCUGCAGAGGAAAAAAGAGAGAGAGAGAUUAGAAAUGGCGUGCUUUGUGCCUUUCAACAGUAAAAAUUUGGACAUAAGCAUGUUUGUGUUCAGGCCAACAAUUGUGUUCGUCGAUGACCUUCUUAAUGCUCUCAAGCAAUUCUCUGUGUGCACUGAGUCUCUUGGUUGUGUUCAAAGUUCCAUCUUGCAGAGCAUCCAUGGAAAUAUGUUCAUAUGGUUUGGAGCGUGGCUGAAGAGAUCAUGUGAAAACAAAGAUUCAUUGACUGCAAGCCUUCUCUCAAUGUUAACGAAUUUAUCGAACAUGGCUAUCUUACUCGAUCACUCCUUCUUCGACGCGUAUGCUGGAGAAUCAAGUGACGGUUCUUGUGCAGCAAAAUUUCGCAGAGGUGACACAGUAUCACUGAGCACAGCCCUCAUCAACGGCGGUGACAUAAACAACGUCUCUUACGCAUGCUUAGCGUUGUUCAGGUCGGGUUUUCAAAGGAUGCAAGGCGUGACAGCCGGUGUUUGUUUGAAAUGCCAAACCGGGCCAAGAAUUGCUUCUCUCUUCGUGUGGAAGUCUCUGCACUAUUGUUACUCAUGGAUUCUAAAUUCCGACCAAAGAAAAGCAAUGCUGCCCUAUCUCGAAAGCGUCUCGAUUGAGAUUAAGUACGACAUUUUUCGAGUAGUCUAUGUCAGCGGCGACAGUGAUAUCAACCUGCAGGUCUUAUAUCCUCCUCAUCAGAUGUUAGAACCAGCUGCAUGCGAAAACAAAGAAGGGCAGCUCAUGCAAAGUACUUCCAUAGUAUAAUCGUACGACUGAAUUGAAUUAAUAUAUAUAUAUAUAUGAUGAUGAUGAGUGUAUUAUCUGGCCAUCGAUCAUAUCAAUUUUUUUGUAAACCUACAUAUAUUUAUAAAUAAUAUGGCCAAAUCGGAUAAAUGAUCCAUGUGAUCAUAUGCUAUUCGGAAGAUA
This is a messenger RNA of Pyrus x bretschneideri (Chinese white pear), 1051 nucleotides long. RefSeq lists its product as uncharacterized. The transcript has 3 exons. NCBI's taxonomy places the organism in Eukaryota, Viridiplantae, Streptophyta, Magnoliopsida, Rosales, Rosaceae. The record is from RefSeq and is a predicted model, not a curated record. The coding region runs from base 134 to 889 and encodes 251 amino acids.